CUGCAGUGCACACAAGCGAUGCACUGAAAAAGCGUUCGCAAAGCACAACACAACACAUGGCGAAUUACUACCAAUCGGUGCGCCGGACACGAGUUCCCCACGAGCGGCGGCUGUGGUCCGUCCUGUGGACCCAAUACGCGCCGACGGCCUUCGAGCUCGACUUCACGGGCAAGAGUUGGGCGGAUCCGCCUCUCGUCGGUUGUCCGCACUUUGAGCCCAAAUGGAACCAAUUGGACGGCGCGGUCGACCGCCGCAGUCAUCACAGCCACUACGAGGUCAGAGACGGCUUUCCCAUUAACCCUUUGGGCAGAACUGGACUCCGACUGCGCGGACGUCUCGGCCGUUGGGGUCCGAACCACGCGGCCGACGCCAUCGUCGCGCGAUGGAAGCAAAGCGAAGGGCGAGCAGUGAUGGAGUGCGACAAACCUGUGCUUCAGUUUGUGGCCGUUCAGCGCCGAGAUUGCGGCCAAUGGGCGAUACCUGGCGGAAUGGUCGACGCGGGAGAGACGACAGACGCCGCGAUGCGACGCGAGUUCGCGGAGGAGGCGCUGGCCGGCCAGUCGGUGGCGGAGGCGACGCGCGUGAUGGGCGGGGAGGGCCGGGAGGUGUUCAGAGGGUGUGUAGCGGACGACCCGCGAAACACAGACAACGCGUGGAUGGAGACUGUGGUGAAGGUGUUUGUGGUGCGCGAGGAGGAGGCGGCGGGCAUCGCUCUGCGCGCGGGUGACGACGCCGUCGGCGUGCAGUGGUGUGACGUCAGUGACCGACUCGAGAUGUACGCCAAUCACAAGCAGUUUAUUGAGAUGACGGCCCGUCUAUUGGGCGCAUAUUUUUGAAUAAAGAGAACUAUUUUUUUCACGAAUA
Messenger RNA from Oppiella nova, 864 nucleotides. The record is from the annotation of a GenBank genome assembly. Lineage: Eukaryota; Metazoa; Arthropoda; Arachnida; Sarcoptiformes; Oppiidae.